Molecule: messenger RNA, 339 nt
Organism: Schizosaccharomyces octosporus yFS286
Lineage: Eukaryota; Fungi; Ascomycota; Schizosaccharomycetes; Schizosaccharomycetales; Schizosaccharomycetaceae
Exons: 2
Coding region: 1-339 (112 amino acids)
Cellular component (GO): mitochondrion
Source: RefSeq, a predicted model, not a curated record
AUGAAUGCAGGAAGUUCCUUUCUGAAAUUACCAAACAGAUUGAUUAAUUUCCGAGUCGCUAGCAGACAAGCAUCUUUCGUUCCUUCAGCAAGAGAUGGCAUAACGGAUCUGAGAAAGUUCUUUCAAAGAAUUGGUCGUAACACUGAGCAGAAGAUUGAUGGAAAAAUAAAAACCUGGGAAGAACUGUUCACCAAGAGCACCAGAGACAUGAAAGAAGAUGGUUUAGAUGUACGUACGCGAAAGUAUAUUGCAAACCAACGUAAUCGGUUUAUCCAAGGCUACAAUGUUGCAUCUUACCCAACAAUGAAAAAGAAAAAAGGAGGAGAGAGGCGUUCGUAA